CCCCCAUCAAUGAAACCCACCACGCUUCAGGUCCUGUGACUGACCCAGAAUUCAACUCAACUUCUUCUCUUCCCUCUCCAUUUGAUCCCAACUUCUCCUCUUGCGUGUCCAUCAUUUUACCGGAUUUUGCUUUCAAAUAAGCUUUCUUUUCUGUUCCCCAGCCCAUAUUUCCACAGGUUAACAGUGCGUAAAGCCGAAUCAAUGAAACCACGUACACCCAGACCAAAUAUGCCGGCAAAUACACAAGCUCCCUGGGACGUGCUAUAGCACCAGGAACAAUCUUCAACAACCUCACUCCAUAGAUCCAGAUCGCCAAACACCCAGCAUAUAAUCGAAACUCCUCCCUGUCAAUCCACUUGCCCACCCCCAUCCAAAGCAGCGUGAACAGCGAGACAUCAUGCAGCAACGACGACUUCCAAAAUGAAUACACGAACGUCGUAUACAUGGACCAAGGAAAUCUCCACCACCGCGUCUUCAGCGUCGUCAGCUCUUUGAAAUUCGACCGCCACGUCGUGCGCUGCCAGCGCAGAAUCUGCUCUCCAUAUCUCGGCCAUUCACCCAGUUCGGUUGCCAUGACACUAUCCGGACCCCCUUGAAUCUUGAUCCUCUUCCCUUUCGACGCAAUAUACCGCGUGACAAACUUAUCGUCGUCGACAUUCAGCGGACCCCUCCUUUUCCCGAACCCGAAGUAUUCGAUGUGGUAUUCGUUGAGGAACGCAUGCAAGAACUCACUCGUGUUGAAGGAGUUUGUGCGAAACAUGCCGAAUCGCCCCUCAAGACAUCCGAUCCCUCCAUCCACGCAAUCAGAAGCGCAGAACUCCCGCGCUCGUGUGGUGAGGUAAGCGAUGCCGAUGAAAUUCCAGAACCCCCGGAAAGAGAUGGGAUGUCCAUGGUGGCGCGCUCUCAGUAUCGAGCCCACGGCAACGACUUUUUCCUCCUGCUCAAACGGCGCUAGCAGAGAUGGUAAGAACCGCGGAUUCUGCGGCCAGUAUGAGUGGUCGUCUUGUUUGACGAAGAAUUUGGUUUGGACUUUGGGGAUUACGGUUGCGGCUUGUUGGCGUACGUUUGCGCGGGGGCCUAGGUACAGAUGGACUUGAACUCGUGGGUUCGGGAAUAAUGUUUUGAAUUGUGUGAUUUGGGAGCGUGGCUUGUGGCCGCCGGCUGCGAUCAUUAUACUGUGGAUGUCGUGCCAGAGGAUCGAGCGGACUGCGUUGUGGAUACCUGUGUGCAUUAGGUCCGUGGUUACGAUUAUUACAGUGACGUCUUUUGUUUUGAAGACAGGUGCGAGGGGUAUAGGGACGGGUUUGUAGAAGAUGUGGGCUGCGGCGGCGUUUACGAUUGUGCGAACGUAGCGGAAGAGAAAAAGGGAGAUGAACAAGGUCACCUCGAGGACCCUGCUCACGGCCUCGUUCAUGGUGGCACUGGAAAGUUGAGAAGUCAAUAUUUGUAACGAAGACCAGAGCCUCCUGAUAUGACAAGUGUUGCGUGCUCGACAGCCAAGCUGUUUGCUGUGUUUUCCUGCUUUUCGGCAUCAGCUUCAGGAAAUGAGUUGCUAU
This is a messenger RNA of Periconia digitata, 1556 nucleotides long. NCBI's taxonomy places the organism in Eukaryota, Fungi, Ascomycota, Dothideomycetes, Pleosporales, Periconiaceae. The record is from the annotation of a GenBank genome assembly.